Molecule: messenger RNA, 2296 nt
Organism: Andrographis paniculata
Lineage: Eukaryota; Viridiplantae; Streptophyta; Magnoliopsida; Lamiales; Acanthaceae
Exons: 2
Coding region: 53-2116 (687 amino acids)
Molecular function (GO): protein binding
Source: RefSeq, a predicted model, not a curated record
UCAGGUCCAACUUGGCUGUAACCUUUUUCCAACCUCUCUCUCUCUCUCUGCUAUGGAGGCCCCACCACUCUCCGCUGCUCCGCCGAUCCCCACCCCCGUCUCGCCGGCGGCAGCCGUGGUCUAUCCUCCAUCCGUCGAUUCGUCGCCGCGCUCCCGCCAUAACGAGUCAUGGGACGCUGAACCGCCCCCGCACCAGGCACAACCGAAGCUCCGCCUCAUGUGCAGCUAUGGCGGCCACAUAGUCCCCCGUCCGCACGACAAGACGCUCUGCUACAUCGGCGGCGACACGCGCAUCGUUGUAAUUGACCGGCAAACGACUUUGUCCGACCUGCACCAACGGCUCUCGAAAAACCUCCUCCAGAACCAACCGUUCUCGCUCAAGUACCAACUGCCUACUGAGGAUUUAGAUUCAUUAAUCUCCGUCUCUACGGAUGAAGAUCUCGAGAACAUGGUGGAGGAGUACGACCGUCUCAGUAAUGGAGUCGGCGCGGCGAAGUCUGGUCGCCUCCGAUUAUUCCUGUUUCCGAAAUCAUUCUCCGGAAUUGAGCAGCUUCUCUUGGAGACUGCGUCGAUUAAAUCGGAGGACUGGUUUUUCGAUACUCUCAACGGAAAAUCCAGCUUAUCUGUCGCGGCGACUGAUCAUGAAUUUUCAGAAACCUCUUCGGUAAAUUGCCUGCUUGGAUUGGACGACGAUUCCAUGGGGAAAGUCGCCGUCGUGGAGAAAGACGUCGAAGCUCAGAUAGAGGCGUCGAAAAUUGGUGGUAACAAUGGGAAUCGAAACCUUAAUGUUCAUUGUGUUGCAAUUCAUGAUGUGCAAUCAGUUCCCGAUUCUCCAAUGCUGGAAACGACGUCGUCCUUUGGAUCCGCUUCCAGCUCUCCAUUCGUAGCUAAUUUACCUCCUAUCAGAGUUCGUGCAGGGGGAAGUCCUAAAAUCGGCGGCUUGGGAAUUGAAGAUCAAUUUCAGCAGAUGAGUGUUGGUGUUGCUGGACAUGUUAAUUUCCCGCAACCGCCGAAGCAGGAGGAAGUUGGAGGGGUUUCCGGCGCCGGAUUCACCCCCGGAGCUGCGAUUCCAGGAUUUCCGGUUGUCACUGCAAGCGAUUACGCCAGUCGAGUUAUUUCCGACGAUGAACGAUCGGAUCACAGCGGGUCCCGAAAACUACAGCAUAUUCAUCAGCAGGUACACGAUCAAUUGCAAUCCCAGCAGAUUCCCCAGUAUCAGCAGAAACAAAGUAGUGCCUUCGAUUUGCCUUCUCCAGAUUCAGCUUCAAGUGAGGGAAGUGCAACAAAUCCAUUAUCCAGGCAGAGACAAGCUAUUUAUCAUCAAGAACCUCUUAUGCAAGUUCAUUCUGGCAACACUAGGAUGCCAUCUAAUCAGGCUGAUCUGAACACUGUGGAUCAAAAUAAAAGCAAGGUUCAAAUGGCUGAAGAAUCUGGCUAUAUGUUUUCAGGCCAAUAUGAACAAAACCGCCCCCACUUGCAUCAACCCCAACAAUUUAUUCAUACUGGUAACCAAUACAUUCCUGCCGGUGCAGUCCCAAUUGCUUCUUAUUACCCUAUGUAUCAUUCGCAGCCGCAGCCGCAGCACCACCAACCCCAUCCCAUGCUUGAUCAACAAUACCCGAUUUACCUUUUGUCUGCAAGACAGAACCAAUCUUAUAACUCUCCAGCACAGCACCCUAGUUAUGGUGAAUUAGCUCCAAAUGCUCCUUCUAGAAGUUCCCAAAUGCCUCCUGUUUCGGCAGCUCCUCAGCCUGCUUAUAAUCAAGUCAGAAGUGUUCCUUCCUCGAACCCUGAAAAGCCCGGUGAUAUAUACAGAACUGCAGCUUCACAGCUAGUCCAGGUCCCUUCAGGACAUCACCAAGGUCAUCAAUAUGUCGGAUUCACUCAAAUUCGUCAUCCAUCCCAGUCGAGGGCUCCUUCAUCAGCCCCUCAUUCAACUUAUUCUUAUGAGUUUGCAGAUGCAGCAAAUCCCCAAAUGUACUAUACUCCUUUGCCGCCUCAAUUGGCUGCGCAGUAUCAGACACUGGCGACAGCCCCUGCAAUGAUGAUGCCGGAUGGGUCUGCACAGUUUUCUACGGAGAAUGUCAAGCAGCAAUUCGGAAAUUCGCAGCCAUGACACCUAACAGGUCAGUCUGAGUAUGGUUGUGCAAUUUUGCAAUUGGUGGAUUGGUUGGUUUGCCUUUGAAGUUGAUACAAUGUUUGCUUAAUUGUUUUUAUAUUGUAUUGUGAUAUAUAUGAUUGUCUUUAAUAAGAAAAUGUGUGUAUUACUGUUAUAAUGAAAAAAAAAAAAAAACAA